AUGUUUCUAUAUCGUUGGCGGCGUUUUCGCUAUCAGAGUCGUCGUCAUCGGCGACAAGCUACGGUUGACCAGGAACAAAUGCGACAUGAUAUCUUACCGGCAUUAAAUCAAAUACUGACGACGAACUCAAAUUCAAAACAAGGUGAUAGCGCAUUUUUUCCAGAUGAUUUAUUAAUUUCAAAGGCAUUUGUUGUACAAGCUUGA
Messenger RNA from Didymodactylos carnosus, 204 nucleotides. NCBI's taxonomy places the organism in Eukaryota, Metazoa, Rotifera, Eurotatoria, Philodinida, Philodinidae. The record is from the annotation of a GenBank genome assembly.